GAUGAUCGGCUACAGUGGCCGGUCAGCAAAUCGGACCAGCGACAGAAAGCCAGGACCAAAAGCUUAUAAAAAAAAACAAAAGAGGAGCUACAUGGAAAGGGAUCGCCUGUCCCUAACAAAGCUUCUGCGGCCACCCCUUCACCAGUCGGGAAUUUGACUGGUACUUUUGUCGCAGAUCUCCGGCAAUGUCAACGACCUCGAGCUAGGAACGCGACCUCAACGAGCCCGACGAGGGUCUCGGAUCUUCGGCCAGACGAUAUAAAGAUUUUUAUGACCUUGGGAGACAGUAUUGGUGCAGCUUUGUUCUCCAAAGGUUGGGGAAACGGCGCUCCUUCAUUGAUGGAAAAUCGAGGAUGGUCGUAUGCGUCUGGCGGAGGGCCUAAUGUCUCGAGCCUUGUCAAUUUUUUCAAAGUGUUUUCCCCGUCGGUGCGAGGUGAAUCAAAUGGAAACAAUAUAAUUCGGCCUUGCUAUGGACCACUGUGUUUGGACCCCGAACUUACCUACAAGAAGGACUUUGGUUAUAACUUGGCACUGAGUGGAGCGUUGGUCACGAAUUUGGCCGCGGAAGUGGAGGUUUUGACUGAUAUAGUACGAACUGAUCCCGACGUAAACCUGCAAAACGACUGGAAGUUUUUGACUGUUCUAAUCGGGGCGAAUGAUCAGUGCUUGUCGUGCGCAAACCUACUCCCCACCAGAAAAUACGAAGAGGAAAUUCGCAAGACAAUCGAAACCCUGCGGAAGAACUUCCCUAGAACUAUUGUACACUUCUCAACCAUAUUCAAAGUGAGCGGACUGUAUCAGUAUAACCGCGAUCGCGAGUAUUGUCGAAAACUGCGUGGGUUUGGAGGAAUAGUCGAAUGUCCUUGCGCGUUCGCGGGUGGAGAUACAAGGAUCGGCGGCUACAUGCGCUCACUUAUGGAUAAGGCAGCUGAUGCAUGGAAUGGUAAACUCCAUCGCAUCGCCAAGGACUAUUCCGGGAAAUAUGAAGAUUUUGCUGUUGUCGUAGAUCCAGGAUCAGGCGGCAUUCCAGUUGACAAAUUUGGACAAGACUAUAUUUCCUCUAUCGAUUGUUUCCAUCCCUCAAGCAAAGCCCAUGCGAUUUUCGCGCGUGCAUCGUGGAAUAACUUGUUCCUCCCAGCAGAGCAGAAAGCCCGCGCUUUCGAGCUCGACGAAUCUAUGAUGCUUUAUUGUCCAACAGAGGAGGAUCGGAUCCAGGUGCAUUGAUUGUUAUCAGAGAGGAUAGCUAGAUUUAGCGCAUGCACGUACAGAAAUGUCAACCCUGCGGUAGACGCAUAUUAGAGCAGGAUCGCUUAGAUCUCAUAGAGGACUUUAUAAGUACUUUUAUGACAAACGACCAAGUGGGCGAGGGUGCAGCAGACCGGGCGAUAUUUAUUGGAUGGUAAACGUGGAGAUCUUUGGUCUCGAAAUCAUCGUGCAUGACAAAGCCAUCCCAUUGUAUCAACUCAUAAGACCUCAACAUCGUAGAGUUAGAUCGGCUUAAAUACAGAUGGGCAUUCCAC
Spizellomyces punctatus DAOM BR117 is the source of this 1520-nucleotide messenger RNA. RefSeq lists its product as uncharacterized. The record is from RefSeq and is a predicted model, not a curated record. The transcript is spliced from 7 exons. Bases 271 to 1224 code for a protein of 317 amino acids. Gene Ontology annotation, molecular function: glycerophospholipase activity. Lineage: Eukaryota; Fungi; Chytridiomycota; Chytridiomycetes; Spizellomycetales; Spizellomycetaceae. Gene Ontology annotation, biological process: phospholipid metabolic process.